UCAAAUCACUAAUUCGAAGUGGUUUACACAAAAGUCAAACCUUAGUGUAACUCUUACAACUUAUUACUUAAGCUUCCAACCACAUAACUAACUGUUCUAAUUCACUUAAAGCUUCUAAUUCACUCUAAAGCCUUCCUCAACCAAAGUAACUGCUCCUUCAAAUCAACUCAAAUUUUGAUAUUGUAUAUCUCUAUGCUUCUGAUAGGCAACUUUAAUAACUCCAGAAUCUGUGAUAGUUGAGAUAACCAAAAAAGAUUAAUAGAGUAAACUUCAAAUCUUGAAUUAUUUCAGCACAUUGAUUGAGCAUUUAAGCAAUUUAUUACUCCUAAUCCUUGUAUAGGAUAUAGCAGGUCAACCCCACAUCUAUCUCACGCCAUUUGACUUCAGUGAGGAAAGAAGAGUACUAACAAGUACCACAGCAAUUGUCAAAAUGGAGAUUGAUCGGUCAUGGAUUCCAUUGGUAGAGGAGUUCACUUUUGCAGCUAAUUCGGCCCCGUUCAAUAAUUGUCAUGCUUCUACUAUUGUUGAGGUGAAUAAAGAUCAUUUCUUGGUUGCUUAUUUUGGUGGUACAGUAGAGGGAGCUCCUGAUGUGAAAAUUUGGGUACAAACUUUUAAGGAACAAUUUGAGCAGGAUGGCCAUUGGAAUGCUCCUGUUAUUGCCGAUGAGGAAUUUAAUGUCUCAAUGUGGAAUCCUGUACUGUUUAAGCUUCCUUCCAGUGAGAUACUCUUAUUCUAUAAAAUUGGGCAGGAGGUACAAAAAUGGAGUGGAUGCUUGAAGCGAUCUUAUGAUGGUGGUGUUACAUGGACGGCAAGAGAACAGCUUCCUCCUGGUAUAUUGGGGCCAAUAAAAAAUAAGCCAAUCUUGCUGGAAAGCGGUUCCUUGCUUUGUGGAUCAUCUGCGGAGAGUUGGAACUCUUGGGGAGCAUGGAUGGAGAUGACUGCCGAUUCAGGUAGGACAUGGAGGAAGUGCGGUCCAAUAUACAUCGAGAAUAACCCUCUUAGUGUGAUUCAACCCGUCCCUUACCAGACUGCAAAUGGGACAUUGCGUGUUCUUCUAAGAUCAUUCACUGGCAUUAAUAAGAUCUGCAUGUCGGAGUCCCAUGACAGUGGUUAUACUUGGAGUUAUGCAAAGCUUACUGAACUGCCGAAUCCUAACUCAGGGAUUGAUGGAACAAAGCUGAAAGAUGGUCGUCUUUUGCUUGCGUACAAUACAAUUUCUAGGGGUGUGCUAAAGGUAGCACUCUCAGAAAAUGAUGGAGACUCUUGGCAGGAUGUUGUUACACUUGAGGAGACUGUAGGAGAGUUCUCUUAUCCAGCUGUUAUCCAAUCUAGUGAUGGAUUAGUUCACAUAACUUAUACAUACAACAGAACACAAAUCAAGCAUGUAGUCCUUCAACCCAAGUAAUGAAGUACAGAAAGAUGAGAAAACCUCUCAAGUGAAGAAGGUAUGUAAUCCAUAUUUGUGCCAUGGGACUGCUGGAAGAAUUUGAUACACCACUUAUUUAAGACUGAUCUCACACCUAUUUUGUGAUUGUACUUCUAAUUCUUGAUUCAUAAUUCUCCUCGAAUCAGUUCUUAUGAUGAGGAUGAAGGGCAGCAAUUGUACUUUUUUCACUUUUCUUUUCCAUUUUUGAUGCCUUUGUAUUCCUGCAAGAUUGACCAGGUCCUCGUGAGUUAAGGUUUUAAAUAUGUAUCUGGUUUUCACUGUUGCGUUAUCAGGAAGUACUUGAAAUUUAAGAAUUUAUUUAUGAUAAGGAAGAUGAUCCUUUUAUUAA
Messenger RNA from Nicotiana attenuata, 1775 nucleotides. RefSeq lists its product as uncharacterized. The record is from RefSeq and is a predicted model, not a curated record. The transcript has 9 exons. Lineage: Eukaryota; Viridiplantae; Streptophyta; Magnoliopsida; Solanales; Solanaceae. The coding region runs from base 431 to 1405 and encodes 324 amino acids.